AUGGAAACCAUUGAUCAUUAUUCAGUAAGUUUUUAUAGUUGACACCUUGUCGGACAUAUGACUUAUUAAUCGUUAUUAAUUUGGUUGUGAUACCUGUCCCCAGUCUCAGUGUACGUCAGUCACCACUUUUCUGGUCGUUAGUAUUAGAUAUCUGUCAAGCAACUCAGACACGUUUACGGGUUAACUUUUAUUGAACCAAAUAUACAAAACGAUAUGGACAAAGUUGUAACAUGUCUGGCCCCCGUCAACAUAGCAGCUAUAAAGUACUGUAAGUUCCCCCAAAAAAACCCGAUGGCUUUACCCUUAAAUUGUAUUAUAAAUCCAUUUCAUACUUUGUUUCCUCUUCAGGGGGCAAAAGAGAUGAACGUUUGAUAUUGCCUUUAAAUGAUUCGGUCAGUCUGACGUUGGACUGCGAUCAAGUAAGUUACUCAUGUUCAUCAUUACUAUCAAUCGCAUCUAUUUGCCAUUUAUUGAUUGUAAACAAUGGAGUUAAAAUUCACAAUUAUUCUACUUAUUUAAUGAUUAAAUGUCUAUUUGAUUUAUUUUGGUUUUUUAAUUUUAAAUAAUAUGUAGCGCAUACAUCAGUCCAUCAUUAUAAUAAUAAUGUUUUUAAGUAUUUAUGGAUCUCUGUAUUUGAUUUAUUUUGUUUAGAUGCAUAGUCAGACAUCUGUUAUUGCAGGGCCAUUUAUUAAGGAAGAUGGUAUUUGGCUAAAUGGACAGUAAGUAUUUAGUUUACUUUUACUUUCAAAACAAUAUUAGUAACAUAUUAAUCAAUCUUGUCUAGGCAUAAUUUCUCCUUUUACACACUGUUAAAAUAAUUUUUACUAUUUAUACAAAUUUCUUUUUAUGUAUACUUUUUUAUUCAAAGCAUGUAUUUUAUUAUUAUUUUUUCAAAUUUGUGUUUGUACUACUUACUGGUUCAGAUAUUUCUUUUUUUUUCCUCAUUGAAAAUAGAAUUGCCAAAGUAAAUGUUCUUAAAACCAAAACAUCCUUAUUAAUUUCUAAAAUAAUAAUAGCAAACUAAUUAAUCUCAAAUGUGUAUCUUAUUUUUAAAAGCCCAUGCAUUUACAGAUACAUUAUUCAAAAUAAUUAAAUACCUAUUGUAAUUUGAACUAUAACAAGGAAAUAUUGUUUAUGUUAAUUUAAUUAGAAUCUAUAAAUUUAAAUAAUUUCUUUUCACUUUCAAAUGUGAACCAAAUAAAAUACUAGUUUUUUUGUUAUAGUGUGUAAUUUAAAAAUCUCAUCUACUAAAUUCAUUAACAUAAUUUAGGUCCUUCACUCAUCAAUACUUCAUUUUGGAACAUUAAAGUAAGUUUUGGUAGAGAACCAAGUACACUAUUGAUUUCAGAAUAUAACAUUGUAUUCUAAAAUGCUUAUUGAAAUUAUGUAUUAGCAUAUAGUAGAAAAUAUGUUUAAUAUAUUAUAUUUGUGACUUAUAUAUAUAAUUUUAAUCUUCUAGUGAAAAUUUAUUUGGUAGUCAGUUUUAUAAUAUAUUUAUAUAAAUCAUAAUUUAUAUUACGUAACAUAAGUAUAUUGUAAAAAAAUAAUAAAAUAAUUUUUACUAGAAUUAUUUUUAUGUGUAAUAAAUGCCAUUCAUCAAGAUAAAUAAACUGAAAUAGAUAAUAACAAAUAUAAAUAAUUUAAUUAUAAUAUAUAUAUAUAUAUGUUACAAGUUGUUAAUAAUAAAAUAGCUUUUAAUGAUUUAAAUUUCUCAUUUAAAAAAAAAAUUUAAAUAUUAAUUAAAAACAUUAAUUGACUGUCCUGUAUAAUUUACAAUACAAAUAUUUAAUUUAAACAUACGUGUUAAUGUAUUACUACUUACAGUACCUGCUUUUUGUUAAUAUUUAUUAGAAUGCAUUAAUUACAAUAUUAAUUGAUUUAUUUGUACCUUGUAAAAACAAGGUUUUUUAUGUAAAAACGUAUACUAUUUAUAUUUAUAUUAAUAGGCUUCGCAUUCAUGUCAAUCUAUUAUGUAAGUAAUUAAUGUUUAGUCUAGAAAGAAAGUAAUAAUUAAAUGACAACUAUAAUUUAUAAUAAAAUAAUAAAGAAAAACAAAUUUAAAUUUACAAAACAUAUUUUAGAAAAUAACUAUAAUUUAAAUUUUGAUAUUAAUACAGACUUAGAAGUAUUAAAUACCCAAAAAAACAUUUAUAUUAAUACAGUUUUAAAAUAAUUACACAUACACAAUGAAAUAAAGAAAAAUAACUCAUACAAUUUUAAAUUUACAAACCGAUUUUAAUAAUAAUCUUUUUUUUUAAUACAUUUUAAAUAAUAUAGUAAAUAAUAACCAAACAAUUUAUGUUUCUUAACAUAUCUAUGUCUAAUAAUAACUCAUUUUAAACAAUCUCUCCUAUUAAAAUAAAUUAUUUUUAUGUAAAAUGACCAAUUUGUUUACAUUUUUCCCGUGUAUUCCUUCAUUUAUUUUUUCAUAUUUAGUCGCAUUUUACUUUUUGACACUUUGUGACCUGACAAUGAAUUUUCAAUUUGAAACCAACCGUACACAUAUAAUACUCCAAGCAACUCAUUAAUUAAUUUAUUUAUUUAUAUAUUUAAAUAUAAUUUAACUAUCUUACAAUAAAUACCCUAUAUUUAUUAUCUAUUAAAGCUAUUAAAUAAUAAUAAUUACUAGUUAAUUAUAUUUAAUUACUCCAUAAAUAAUUCAUACUUAAGUAUUUGUUUUUAUACUUUCCUUUAAUUGUGAGAAACAUUCAAUAGGUUAUAUUUGUUUUUAAAUUAAUUAAUUAAAUUGUGUUAUUUAUGUUUACUAAUAUGUACACUAGCAAUUAUUUGAAGAAUACAAUUGCUUAUAACUAAUUGUAUUCAUAUAAAUUUUAAGUUCUCAGUAUUUAAAUUAAAUAAUAAAGACUGGAGUUUUAUACAAUUAUAAUUGAUUCUUAAUAUGGCAUCAUUAUCAAUUAUUAAAUGCGAAUCCUUGUUGAUGCCACUUCUCUUUGUUUAACGUCACACUUCUCAAUAAAAUAAAAUAAACUGAGAUCAUGGAUGUAUUCAGAAUAUUGAUUUCUCGGGUAUCCUCUUGAUUUUUUCCCAUUAACAUCUUAAUUGUUAUUAGUUAUGAAAUUGUGUCAGAUGAUUUGUCUAAUUAGCUUUAAUAUCCUUCAUUUAAUUGUCUUCAUCAGCUGUCUUUUUUCUCGUUCUUCUAACACUUACUUAUCAUUGCUUUUCUUGUUUAUUCAUCUGGCUUUCUCAUGUUCUCCACAUCCACAUCUCUGUUGCCUCCAAUUUGCCUCCAUCUUUCUUAUACAUAAUCUAUGUUUCACUGCCAUAUGUCAACACAUUCCAAAAAAACGUCUUAAAUAAUUCUUUUCAUAUAUCAAUAGCCCGGGAGUUAAUCGGGGAAAAAGUUGAUUUUUUUUUUGGGGAAUGCUUACUUUGCUUGUGCUAUUCUUCUGAUGUCUGGUGUUCAUUUAUUAAUAGUGGUUAUAAUGUUUUCAGGGUAGCAGAAUUUUUAGAUUCAUGGUAACUGUUAAUUGUUUAGUUUUAUAUUGAAUUUUAGUCUGAAUAUAUUUUACUUAUAAGUAGACACCGGAUUUAUAUUCUCUUAUAAUUCACAAAAAGGCGCUUAAAAACAUUUCAAAAAGCAAAAAUUAUAGAAGUUUCAAAGUCCCCCUCUAAUGGCUCUAACUUAAAUUAAAUUUCUUAACACUGCAAAAAUGAUAAUUAAAAAUAAUUUCUUUUAAAUAAAAUUGUAGGUACAUACAUAAAAUAAAAUAAUUUUUUUUCUUUCAAAAUGAUUUUUAAUCCUGAAUUCUUUGGUUUAAUCAAAACUUACCUAUCAUACUUACUUUUAUAGUUAUUGUAUAUAAACCUUGAAAAAUACCAUUUUUGGAAGUAAUCCAAAAUAUGGUCAUUUUUAUUAAUAUUAUUAUGAUCUGUAGUUAUUGAUAUUUUGAUAAAAAAGUUUUUUUAUUAAAGUCAGAAUAAGUCAAUCUGGAUUAGAUUUAGAAUUACAAAAGUCCAAACACGCUGUUUUACUGCACUCACUCUGACAAUUUUAAUUGAAAAUAACUCAAUUUGUUGUUCAAAACCAUGUUGGGUAGGUAACAGGAUAAAGUGAAAAUGUAUUAUAGGUAUAACUAAAACUCCAAGGUGGUUACUCAUUUGCUUGGACUGUUUUAAUCUAAAAUAUCCCUAGAUUUGUUAUGUAAAACCACGUUAGGUAGGUAAUAGGAAAAAUGAAAAAUCAUUUUUGGUGCACCUAAUGAGAUAGCGGGAUUAAUAGAGUUAAAACAUUUAAAACUCUAAAUCCAAACAAGAUAUAGACUUGUUCCGAUUUCAAUGAAAAAACUUUGUUACCAAAAUAUCGAUAACUACAAAUCAUAAUAAUAAUAAAAACAACCACAUUUUGGAUUAAUUCCAAAAACGCUGUUUUUCAAAGUUAAUGUACAAUAACUAUAUAAGUAAGUAUGAUAGGUAAGUUUUGAUUAUACCAAUAGAUUAAGCAUUAAAAAUCAUACAUUUUAGGAAAAAAAUUGUUGAGAAUGUUAAAUUCUCACUAAGAAAUAUGCGAAACGGAUUUGUUCCUUUUUUCCAUAUACUAUGUACAUAGAUAUAACAUGUAAAUCAACUAUAAUUACUACAAUUACUUUUUAUUUUUAAGUGUUGUUGAAUUAAGCUGUACUCGUAUAACACUAGCAAUUUAUAGAUGUAGCUGAAUGAACUAUCUAAUAAAAUUCAUUAUAGAAAAUUAAUGUACGUAUAUGUUAUUAUAACAUGGUUUUAUUGUUUCCUAAAUUAAAAAUACACUUUUCACAUUUCAUGACAAUACCCAUUGUUGAAAUAUACAAGGUUUAUUGUAUAUAUUAUACCACUUAACAAUAAAAUAUUUGAUGAUAAAAAAAAAAAAAACAGUGAAUUGGAUUUGAAAUUUGAACUGUCUUAAUCAAUCAGUUCGCAAAUAUUUUUAAGUUCGAUUUUUAAACUAAAUAGUUUGGUUCAAAAUUUUAUUUUUGAAAUUCGAACAGUUCGAUCCAUUACUACUUUUUAUUAAUCUUUUUUGUGGUGUUAGAGAAUUGUAUUAUUAAAUUAAAUCUGUUAGCGGGAAACUAUUAAACCCCUCUAUUAUUUGUGCUUUUUUUAAGUAUUUUAUUUUGGAUUUUAAGAAUAUAUAACUUUGGUCCAUUACACUUAUGAGCAUUGUUUUGGUUUUCAUAGCAUUAAUUUUUGGUUUAAAUUUAUGAAAUGCAUUUGUUAAUAUUUUUAGAAUGUCAUUCAUAUCUUGUUCAGAUUCUGCCAAGGUAACCAUAUCAUUACUAAAGCGAAUACAGUCGAUGAAUAUGCCAUUUAUUUUACUCCUUUGGUCUUGUUACUUAUACUCAUUUUAAUUUUAACAUAUCGAACAAAAAAAGGCGACAACAGACAUCCUUGUCUUAUUCCUUUUCUUAUUCAUUGUUCUUUUACUAACCCAUUUACAUCCGUUUUUGUUAUUUAAUCCUUGUAUAGGUUGAAAAUAAACCAGAUAUCUUUCUAGUUAAUCUCUUUUUCUCUUAAUAUCCUGAAUAAAAUCGUACAAUCCACUUUAUUAAAAGCCUUGUUAGGUCUACAAAUGUUACAAUAGUAUUUCUGUUAUUUAUCAUGUUUAGUAUGUUUCAAGUAUUAUUGAAAUAUGAGAAAGGAGUGCUAUAAUUUUGUAAUUACUACAUUUAGUUGCAUUGCUUUACUUUGAGAGUGUUAUAGUUUUACUCUACUCUCAAUUUCCAUUGUCAAAAUAGCAUAUGAAUUUGAAAUACAUAGAAACAUUGAAGGUUUAUAUAUUUUAGUAUUAAACAUAUCUUUGUUGUAUGUGAUUUAGACAGGAUGAUUCACUAAGUGCACUCACCCCGUUUUUUGAUUAAAUUUUGCAUGUAUUUAAAUUCUAAUACUUGGAACUUUUAGGUCUAAUUAGUUAAAACUGAUAUUUUCUAAUACUCAGAUUUUUCAAAACAUUUAAGGCGUAUUCUAUGGCAAUAUCAAUUGUGAUUUUUAAAAUGAGAAUCUAUAUUAAAAAUUCAAAAAAUAGAUUGAGUAAUACUUUAAAUAAAUUUUAGUGUUAAAAUUUAUGAUUUCCCUGUCAACCUGUUAAUGAAAUAUUUUACUUUAAGUUUAGGUAGGCCGUAGGGGGAGAGUAGUGAAGUAUUAUUUUUGUGGUGACAUGGCCCAACAUUUGAUUAGUGUUCUACUAUUUUCCUCCUAAAAUCAGAAUUUUAAUAAAUGUAAAAUUUAACUAAAAAAAUGAGAUGAGCAUGCUUAGUUUAUCACCCUAUAUAUAUGAUGUAAAAUUAUUAUUAUUUAAUUCUUAAUAGAAAUUAAUGGGAAAUUUUAUAAUUUCAGGAUUAUGCCCAUUGAAACAAAUGAACGUCUGCAAAAAUGCUUUAAUCUAAGUACGAUAUUUUAAUAAUAAAUUUACUUACCUAAACUUAAAUAGUUGUUUUUUAAAAACUAAAGAUAAUUUAUAAAUGGUUAAUCUUAUGUAUGCCCACAUUUUAAGUAAUUCCUUAGUUUUAGAAUUAAUUCUGAAACCAAUGAUUUUGUUCAUAAUGCUGUAUUUGAAAAUUUGUUUUAUUCUUUCAUUUCUGUUCAUGCAUAACGUGUAAGUCCAAAAAUUUACCAUGCACAAUAUGAAUCCCAGAAUAGUAAUUUUUGAACUUAAUUCAUUUUGUGUGAAUGUAGACAUUUACACUAUAAAGAAAAUGUAAUUUUUCUGUAAAAUUUUAUAAUUUAUUUAAUAAAUACCUAAUUAUUUGAAAUUUUAGUUAGACAGUUAAUAGUAAAACGAAAAGGAGAAAAUUGUCCAGAAGCAAAAUGGAAAAUAAGGGUUUGUUCUGAAAAUAAUUUUCCCACUGCAGCAGGAUUAGCUUCAUCAGCAGCUGGUUAUGCCUGUCUAGGUCUAUAUAUUAAUUUAAGCAUAGCUUAAUAUCAAGUUUUGCAAUUAUUUUAAUUAUAUAUUUUUCAAAUAGUUUACACUUUAGCUAAUGCAUUUGACUUGCUCAAUGAAGAUUUAUCUUCUAUAGCAAGACAAGGUAGUGGGAGUGCAUGUAGAAGUAUUUACGGAGGAUUUGUCCAUUGGAAAGCAGGCAUUGAUGAUUUAGGUUCAGAUUCAAUUGCAGUCCAAAUUGCUGAUGACACACAUUGGCCAGAAAUGAGAAUUAUUAUAUUAGUGGUAUGAUAAUUUUUAAUUGCAUGACAACACUUCAAUUUGUUUAUAAUCCAUAUAAUAUUAGUCUUAUUUUUCAUUUAUAAUUUUCUUGGAUAUUAUUAGGUAAAUGAUUCUCAAAAAAAGACCAGCAGUACUGUUGGAAUGCAAAAAUCAGUAGAAACUAGUGAGCUAUUAAAGUAUAGAAUUCAAAAAUGUGUUCCUGAAAGAACAACACAAAUCAUUCAAGUAUGAUUUUUUAAAUUAAAAUUAUUCUUAUUGCAGUCAAAAAUGUAUGUAUUUGGUUUAAGGCAAUAAAAGAUAAAAAUUUUGAACAAUUUGCUGAAAUCACAAUGAAGGACAGUAAUCAGUUUCAUGCUGUUUGUUUAGACACAUACCCUCCUUGUGUUUAUUUAAAUCAAGUAUCACAUGAAAUAAUAUCCUUUGUUCAUGAUUACAAUGAAGCUACUGGUCAAAUAAAAGUACAAUAUUUUGUUUUUGUUUUUAGUCCUAUUAUUAAAAUCCAUUUUAAUAAAAUUAUAGGUUUCGUAUACUUUUGAUGCUGGCCCAAACGCAUUUUUAUUUAUUCUGCAAAAUGACUUGAGUUCAUUUAUGUCAGAAUUAAUUAAAGUUUUCCCAACUGACCAACCUAUUUCUUCAUAUAUACGAGGAAUAGUAUCAACUCAAUCAGACAUGGUUAGUGAAAUAAUAAGAUAAUAUAAUAAUAAUAAUAAUAAUUUACUAAUUUUAAUUUUACUUAUAUUAUUUUUCAGUUAAAAAAACCUGGAUUUGAACCUAAAGAUAAAAAUCUUUUAAAAUAUAUUAUCGUGACUAAAUUGGGUAGUGGUCCACGGUAUAGUGAUAACCAUUUGUUAAACAAUAACGGUACUUUGAAAUCAAAAUAA
Cinara cedri is the source of this 8034-nucleotide messenger RNA. NCBI's taxonomy places the organism in Eukaryota, Metazoa, Arthropoda, Insecta, Hemiptera, Aphididae. The record is from the annotation of a GenBank genome assembly.